Lactuca virosa is the source of this 345-nucleotide messenger RNA. The record is from the annotation of a GenBank genome assembly. Lineage: Eukaryota; Viridiplantae; Streptophyta; Magnoliopsida; Asterales; Asteraceae.
AUGGAAGCCACUGUCGGCUGGUGCAACUCCGGCUGCCGGAGUCAAUACAAGACCGGCCACUACCACGUGUUCAUCCACGUGAGUAUCAAUAUGGGUUUGAAAGGUGGGCCCAUUUGGAGAAUUUUGUGGGGGAAAAUCAAGAAAGAGAAGAUGAAGAAGAAGAAGAAAAGGAAGAAGAAAGUGCAUGGGGUUUUGAAUACGACGCAGUUUAGUUAUGAUCCGUGUGAGUAUGCACAAAAUUUUGAUCAGGGGUUGAUGGUGAAUGAUUUCGAUGAUCUUUCGAGAUCGUUUUCAGCUCGUUUUGCUGUCCCGUCUACAGUUUUCAACAAGGGAUUGACUGUUUGA